AUGAAAAACCUAUUGGUAGCGACCGUAUUGACGGCCGCGACUGCUGCUGCAGCCCAGAACGCCCCAUUCGUGCAAUGCCUCCAAACGGCCCUCAGCAACGAUACCAGCACUUGGAUGCUGCCGAACGACCCAAUGUUCUUGCAGGGAGAUGUACACCCCUACAAUCUCAACUACAACAUCGUUCCGGCCGCGAUUUCAUUCCCAAAGACCCAGGAGCAAGUAUCGGAAGUCGUGAAGUGUGCGAACGCCGCAGGAGUUGCAGUACAGGCGCGCAGCGGCGGUCAUAGCUAUGCGAACUAUGCAUUGGGAGGGUUCAAUGGCUCAUUGGUGGUGGAUAUGAAGAAUAUGGCAUCUUUCUCUUACAAUGAGGGUGACCACACGGUGACUUUUGGCCCGGGAAACCUUCUCGGCAACAUCUCCGAGAAGCUUCUACCUCUCAAGCGGGUUAUGGCAUACGGUGAAGUAGCCGUCAUCGGCACGGGUGGCCACUUGACCAUUGGAGGUCUCGGAACGCUCAGUCGCCAGCUGGGCGUGGGAGCCGAUCAAAUCGUGUCAGCGCAAUGUGUGCUCGCAAACGGCACCGCCGUGACAGCUAGUGCAAGCACAAACCCCGACUUGUUCUUCGCCAUCCGAGGCGCCGGUUUCUCUUUCGCUAUUGUCACAGAGUUCACUAUGAAGACUGCACCCGCGCCGACCGAGAUCACCAAGUACGCUUACACCAUCGCGGCCGACGACGCAAAUGCCUUCGCAAGCACAUUCCAAAAAUGGCAGAAGUUUGGCACGCAGAAGAAUCUCGACCGCCGAUUCUCCAGCACUAUGACUCUCAGCCAGGGCUCGAUGGUCAUCAACGGCAACUUCUACGGGCCGAAGUCCGACUUCGAUAAGCUGAACGCGCAGUCUAUCCUUCCUGCUAAUACCUCAACCGUCGUUGUGGAUGUCACUGUUGGCGAACUUCCGUUCCCAGGACUCGGCGACCCAGACCUGACAGCCAGCGGCAGCUUUCCCAUCCCGUUCUAUGCCAAGAGUGUCAAGACGCCAAGUCACAAACUGCUGUCGGACAAAGCCAUCAAAUCCAUGUUCUCCUACAUCAAUGGCACUGAGAAGGGAGCGCCCGUAUGGCUCGUGAUCUGGGAUCUCGAAGGCGGUGCCAUCGCCGAUGUGCCGCAGACCGCUACCGCAUACUGGCACCGCGACGCCGCCUACUUCAUGCAGAGUUAUGUCGUCAAUCUUGGAGGACCUGUCACCGACGCGUCCAAGACGUUCUUGUCUGGCCUUAGCAGCUUAGUGCAGAAGGAGACGUGCGAUGAUGGCGCGUACCCAGGCUACGUCGAUCCUGAGCUUUCGGACCCUCAGCGGGCCUACUGGGGCGGCAAUGUGCAACGUCUACAGCAGAUUAAGGCGGCGGUCGAUCCUGAUAAUGUCUUCCGCAAUCCUCAGAGUGUGCCGACUCAACACCAGGCUCAGCAGCGUCGACAGGUUUUCGUAGGGUCAGCGGUACAGUCGUACGCAGGGCAGUUUGGUCUGUUGGCUUCCUGCAUUCUGUUGGCGGCAAUCUUGUAUAUUUAA
Alternaria novae-zelandiae is the source of this 1566-nucleotide messenger RNA. RefSeq lists its product as uncharacterized. Bases 1 to 1566 code for a protein of 521 amino acids. NCBI's taxonomy places the organism in Eukaryota, Fungi, Ascomycota, Dothideomycetes, Pleosporales, Pleosporaceae. The record is from RefSeq and is a predicted model, not a curated record. Gene Ontology annotation, molecular function: FAD binding; oxidoreductase activity. The transcript has 3 exons.